Messenger RNA from Gallus gallus (chicken), 3088 nucleotides. RefSeq lists its product as uncharacterized. The transcript is spliced from 2 exons. Bases 59 to 1192 code for a protein of 377 amino acids. The record is from RefSeq and is a predicted model, not a curated record. Lineage: Eukaryota; Metazoa; Chordata; Aves; Galliformes; Phasianidae.
UCUCUGCCCGCUCCCCAUCAUGCUGUAGUACAGAUGGAGAGCACCCUGUGCAGCAGUGAUGCUCAGGGAAAGGCCAUUCGGUUGCUCCCCAGGACCCUUCUCCCAGCCCUGCACAAAGCCAUCCCGCUGCUCAUCCCUCCUCUGCACACCUCGGGCGCCGCAGAUCAGCUGGGACGGAUCCUGCCCUCUGCAUCUGUGUGUGACAGUGCUGUGUCACACGGUUGCUCCACUGGACUGUGGGCAAGGUGCAGCACUGGGGGCUCUCUGGCUGCACGUGCACCUCGGGCACUGCUCUGCGAGCACCUCCUCGGGGAGCUCUGUGCCACAUCCCGAUGCGCAGCACACCGAUGUGUCAGCUGCCAAAACAGGCGGCGCUGCCUCUGUGUCAUCUCAGAUGGAUCACCACGGUGAGUGGUUUUCUCACCGCCGGCUGUGCAGGGUGCAGAUGACCCACUUAGAUGCUGGGGGAGGUAGCAGCCAGGUCCAACAGUCGCACAUCCGCCUGAAUGCAGAGCUCUCCAUGCCAGGAGGAGACCCGGCAUCUCUUGCUCCCUGCCCACCGCUGCUUCCCUCCCCUGGAGGUGCCGGGGAGGAUCCCUGGUGCUGCACGGCAUGCAGCAAGGCCCAGGCGCAGCACAGCUCUCUGACAAGACAGAACAGGCAGGUUUCGUAUGCAGGAAUGGAGAGCCAGCAGUGGGAAGGGAAAUGUGCUGCUGAUAAGAUCGCGUGGCUGCAAGCAGUGCGUGGCAUGCAGUGUGCACACAGCACAGCCUCCCUGGGAGGCUCUGACACGUCUCACUUAGUGCUCCUGCUGCUGUGUGCAGUUCGAAUAGCUGCCCCUGCUCACCCCACCAGGUCCUGCUCCUCCACCAGGGUCCUGCUCACCCCAGUGGUUCAGCUGUGGGAAGCUGAGGAGGACCCCAGGGAGCCCUCCAGAAACAUCCAAAGGCCCCAAAGGAGCUGGACCUGUUCCCCGUGGUGCGAGGACAGGGUGUGCAGCCCCAAGGGCCUCCUGCCUCUUCCACCACAAAGCUGCAAGAGAGAACAUGUUCUGUGGGAGAGAAGAAAUAAGGAGCCAAGAGUGACCCUGGGGUGCUUUGAGUGGCCCAUAGCUUUGAGCAGGACACACAUAACAGGGUCCAUUGGCAGCCCCAGCCAAGAUGGAGUGAACCAGGACCAGGGCCCCAGGUGAGGCUGCUGAGGGCUGUUAGGACCAAUGAGUGCCCUCAGGGUCCUGCAGAACUCCUUCUCUGGCUCUUGGGAGAGAAUUUAGUGGGUCCAGGAAGGGUUAAUGGGGGCUCCUGUGGUCUGAGAUGGGGAAGGAGGCUGAAGACAUGCUGUGGGGGAUGGCACUGGGGCAGCUGGUGGACACGGACCUGCUUCCAUCUCCCUUUCCUGCAGGCCCUGGGGCUGAAGGCAGCGAGGGAUCCACCCAACACCCUCACAGCCCGCGGGACUGAGGGCUGCGUGGACUCCCAGCGGCAUCAACCAGGGUGAGGAGCUCACCGAGCUCACCCCAAUAGGAAGGGGACACGUUUCCUUGCAUGAACCUGCCAGAGUGCGCUCAGGGCACAUGGAAGGCACUAAAAUAGGAGCCACAUUGGGUUUUGUUUUUUGUUUUUUUUCAAGCUGCAGUUUCUGUUUUGCUGCUCUCAGCAAGAAAUGCAUUUCCAACAUCUCCGCAGGCAGUGAGUGCUGAGUGGCUGUAAUAUUUGUGACCAUAAGAGACAUUAACACCCGGUGCCGUAUCCAAAGACCAGAAGACAGGGAAUCAAAGUUGAGCGUGGUGAUGCGCUGGGGUGUUUGGGAACCAACAUUUGGGCAAUGGGGAUGUGGGAAGCCGGGACGUCGGGCACACUGUGUGGGCGGGCUGGGGUGGGGACAGUGGCCAUAGGAGCGUCCCAUUCCCGUUCCACGUGGCCUCAUGGAGGUGGUGGGGCUGUGCUGGGACGUGGCCGCUCUGCUGUGAGCCCGGAUGGGUGCGGGGCACGAGCAGCCACGGGGUGCUGAGAUUUGUGGUGCCCAUUUCUAGCACCCCACGUCCCCCGGGCUCCGUCCCCCCACAGUAACCCCCACUGCCACCCGUGGCCCUGGGGCGCCCCAUGUGUCUUUUUCCAGUUGUUGUGUUUCUCAGGAAAAGAAUCAAAAAGACAAAUUCCACAAGCGAAUGCUGAAAGAGUUUUAUUUAGCAGCCCCUGUGUCAUCGUGCGGCCGUGCAAAGCCACUCAGCAGCCCCCUCCUACCCCGUCCACACGUGGCUACCCCCCCCCCCCAGCUUUGUGCAGGACUCUGCCACGAAGAUGGGGUGAAAAAAGUGCAAAUCAAAGGCCAUGCUACCUACCUGCCCUCCCACAGUGGCCAGCACAGAACUCCUACCCCCCGGAGCAGACGAUGGGGACAGUGCCAGGCGGUCCCCUGCUCCCCGCUGUGCAGCGGGGAUGGUGCCAUCCCAUCCUCAGCUCCAUGACGGUGGCUGGCACAGAGGUUGCUGUCGGCGUUCUCUUCUCCGUAGCCCACAGUACACUCAUCCAUAAAGUAGGAAACACUACACCCUGCAGUGCUGUUUAGUAGUGCUUUCUACUUUAUGGGUGACUGCACUGUCUCUCAGUCGGUGUCGGCGGUUGCUCUCCUCUGGCGAUGCAUUUUCCUCUACCCGCGCCCGGCCGUGGGACGUCUUUGUGGGCGGCGUAGCCGGGGGCACGAAGGGAUGGACAGCCCCUGCCGGCGUCACCUCCCACCCUGAGGAGCCGAGUGGGGCACAGGGGACAUCCCCGCCUCACCCCCAGUGGGGAGAUCUUGCCUUGUAACUCUAAGACCCCAUUCUGGGCACAAGGGGCAGCCUGGCCUUGCUUGUCCCUAUGGGGGACACCCUACUUUGCAAGCCAUCAUUCCCUCUCAAGCUCUUUGCUGAGCACAGGAGAUAUUGUCACCUUGUCCCCAAAGGACAGACCCCACCUCGGACCCCAUCCCAGUCACAGAGAACCUUCUUGUCUUCUUUCUGCUGGAGAGAACCCCCUCAAAUCUCAUUAUGCUCUCUCAGACCCCCACCCUGGUCUUCUUUGCCUUACCCCCAUGUGGAAGACCAGGA